CGGACAGCCGCGCACAGGAGGCACCUCCCUUCCCUGCGCUGCUUGUUCCUACUGCGCCCGGCGCUCCGGCAAGGCAGGCAGGCAGGCAGGCAGCGCAAUGGAGGGAAGCUGGAGCCGCGCAAUCCAAGGGCUGACUGAACUGAGCGGCUUCCGCGGGUUGAGCCCCAGAGAAGAGAAUAGUCCGGAGGCAGCUCCUGCCGACUCUUUGCUACCAGCAGAGAGAGAAUUUCAGCAUGCUGCUAAAACUAAUAAUCUGGACACUAUGGAAAGACUGUUUAGGAAAAAGGUCAAUAUUAACGCUGCAAAUGAUCUGAAUCGCACAGCACUCCAUUUUGCUGUUGCUGGAAAUCACCUCUCUUCAGUGGACUUCCUUCUUCAUCACAAAGCUACAGUCGAUAUAGCUGACAAGCAUGGACUUACUGCGGUUCAUCUUGCUGCUUGGUCUGGAAAUCUGGACACCAUGCUGAUGUUAAUUAAAGCAGGUGCCAAUCAGAAAGCUAAGAAUCAGGAAGGAAGAAAUGUCCUACACUUUGCAGCUCAGAACAAUAAUGUUAGAAUAGUGGACUAUUUUAUCCAAGAUCUUCAUUUGAUGGAUCUUAAUCAACCUGACAAGAAAGGUAGAAAGCCAUUCCUUCUGGCAGCUGAAAUGGGCCAUGUGGAAAUGAUAAAUGAGUUGAUUUUCCUUAACUUAUUCACUUCAGAAAAGGACAAUCAAGGAAACACAGCCUUGCAUCUAGCUGCUAAAAAUGGCCACAGCGAAGUGGUGGAAAUUCUUCUUCAACAGUGGGAAGAAAUUAACGAGUUCAAUCAGAAUGAAGAAACACCAUUUUUUCUGGCUGUUGAAGGAGGCCACGAAAAGUGUGCGGAACUGUUGCUGGAAGCAGGAAGUGAUAUCAACACCUCAAACAAAGAUAAUAUCAGUGCACUGCAUAUUUCAACUGAGAAUGGACAUACAUCCAUGGUCACAUUUCUUAUCAAUAAAAAUAUAUAUCUUGAUCAUAAACCUGAGCAAAAGCAUUCUGUUCUCCAUUUAGCAGUCACAAAAAAUAACCUGGCAGUGGUAAACAGCUUAAUAGAUUCUAAGCAUGACAUAAAUGCUCUUAAUCAGAGACAUCAAACACCUUUACACCUGGCAGCAGACCUUGGAAAUGUAGAAGUAACAGAAAUGCUGUUGAAGGCAGGCUGUGAUCUCAACCUUGUGGAUCAACAAGGAAAAACUGCACUAGCUGUGGCUUCCAGGAGCAAUCAUGCCUUGAUUGUGGAUAUGAUCAUAAAAGCUGAGAGGUAUUUCAAGUGGAAACAGGAAUAUCUCCAAAGGGGUGGUGAUCUGCCCCAUGAAAUCUUAUCUUUUAAACAAGAUCACAGAACGGAGACCAAACAGAUCCGUUCCUCCCUCUGGAAUCUGUCUUACAAACUGUUAAAAAUAGAGGAAUGGAAAAAACUUGCGCAGUUCUGGCAAUUUAAUGAUGACCAAAUCAAAGCUAUCGAAGAACAGUGGACAGGGAAAAAGAGCUACCAGGAACAUGGGCAUAGAAUGUUUCUGAUCUGGUUACAUGGCAUCCAAAUGGCUGGUCAAAAUCCAGUUAAACAUUUAUAUGAAGAUCUGAGGACAGGAGGUUUCCAACAACUAGCUGAUAAGAUCCGAGCAGAGAAUGAUGCUGGCAUAGAAUCCAAGAAAUGUGUAAUCUUAUAAACUCAUCCACAAAGCAAACUUGAAGCAAUAAUUUUUAUUUGCUGCAAGCAACCUGCACUCCUUCUGUACUUAAACUGGUAUAAGAUAAAUUUUGUAAUUCAAACACUUUUCUUCCAAUCUACUGAACCUUAAUGUAUGUAUGUAUUUGUGAUAAAAACAAUUCAUAUUUCACUGAGGCCCGAUUGUUUUAGGUCAGAUAAAUGUAGAAUGUUCUCUUCCCUCACUAAAUUUAUCUGAUGAGAAACUACCUCAUGUUGAACAUGUUAAUUACAUUAUAUUCUUAGUGUUAAAUAUGGAACAAAUACUUGGCAAGUUUCAGCUAAAAUUUGUGGAUCGCAAGUAUCACCUUUUAAUUAGGUGGGCAACCACAUGAAGCUGUUUGAGAUUUGGCUAAUAUUUAGUGCUAUAAGAAACAAAAAUUAUUAUAAUUUCUUGCAUACGCAGAGUUUGUUCCUGUAUACAUAUUUUUAAAUGCAGAAAUUCCUCUCCUAAAUACACUGUGUAUAUGAGAAAACAUACCCUUAAACCAUCCUUAUUGCCAAUAUAAAUAAAAUGUUU
Sphaerodactylus townsendi is the source of this 2251-nucleotide messenger RNA. It is a transcript of the gene ANKDD1B, whose product is annotated as ankyrin repeat and death domain containing 1B. Gene Ontology annotation, molecular function: protein binding. Lineage: Eukaryota; Metazoa; Chordata; Lepidosauria; Squamata; Sphaerodactylidae. Gene Ontology annotation, biological process: signal transduction. The coding region runs from base 98 to 1693 and encodes 531 amino acids. The transcript is spliced from 15 exons. The record is from RefSeq and is a predicted model, not a curated record.